This is a messenger RNA of Dipodomys spectabilis (banner-tailed kangaroo rat), 1830 nucleotides long. It is a transcript of the gene Vstm4, whose product is annotated as V-set and transmembrane domain containing 4. The record is from RefSeq and is a predicted model, not a curated record. The coding region runs from base 28 to 990 and encodes 320 amino acids. The transcript has 8 exons. NCBI's taxonomy places the organism in Eukaryota, Metazoa, Chordata, Mammalia, Rodentia, Heteromyidae.
GUCACAGCGCCAGGCGGCGGCAGGGAGAUGCGGCUCCUGGCGCUGGCGUUGGCGGCGCUCCUGGCGCAGGCUCCGGCCCCGGAGGUCUGCGGGGCUCUCAACGUUACCGUGUCCCCAGGGCCCGUGGUUGACUACCUAGAAGGAGAAAAUGCCACUCUGCUCUGCCACGUCUCCCAGAAGAGGCGCAAGGACAGCCUCCUGGCUGUGCGCUGGCUCUUUGCACGCUCUGACUCCCAAGAGACCUUGAUGGUGAAGAUGACCAAGCUCCAGGUGGUGCAAUAUUAUGGGAACUUUAGUCGUAGUGCCAAUCGGCAGAGACUGCGCCUGCUGGAGGAGCGACGGGGAGCACUCUACCGGCUAUCUGUCCUGACCCUUCGGCCAUCGGAUCAAGGACAGUAUGUCUGCAAAGUGCAGGAGAUCAGCAAGUACAAGAACAAGUGGAAGGCCUGGUCUAAUGGAUCUUCAACAACAGAAAUGAGAGUGUUUUCCCUCAAAGCUUCAGAAGAUUCAUCCUUUGAGAAGAAGCAAAAGACCUGGGCAGUGUUUGAAGAUCUCUAUGUGUGCGCUGUCCUCGUGUGCUGUGUGGGCAUCCUCAGCGUUCUGCUCUUCACCCUGGUCAUCUUCUGCCAGUCUGUGUUUCACAAGAGGAAAUCCCGAGUGAGACAUUAUUUGGUGAAAUGUCCUCAGAACAGCUCGGGGGAGACCGUCACCAGUGUGACCAGCUUGGCCCCACUGCAGCCCAAGAAGGGCAAGAGGCGGAAGGAGAAGAAGGCCGAUGUCCCCCCUGCAGUCCCUGCCAAAGCUCCAAUAGUUGCCACGUUCCACAAACCAAAGCUGCUGAAGCCACAGAAGAGAGUCGCCCUGCCAAAGAUUGCUGAAGAAAACCUGACCUACGCGGAGCUCGAGCUGGUCAAACCACACCAGGUGCCUAAAGGCGUGCCCACCAGCACCGUGUAUGCACAGAUCCUCUUUGAGGAGAACAAGCUGUAGCUCCGCCCCCAGUUAUUUAUGAAGCCCCAGAAACAAAGCCCCUAUUUUUGUAUUAUCACUCGUGCCUUCUGUGCAGUGAGGAGCCCCUUCCCGGCUGCAUUUCAGUGCCUUCCAAGAGGUACGAGGCUGCUUCCCCGCGGAAGAGGGGUCCCAGCCCUUGGACAAACCUCUCACGACGUGCAGGCCCUAGGCUGACCCUCGGGGUCCAAGAACUCUGCUCCGAGAGCACCGGAGGACUUUGCUGAGCCAUCUUCUUCACCCUCUUGUCUUCUUUCCCUGGGUUUUAAUUGGUUCAAAUCUUUUUAAAAAAAAAAAAAAACCUUCAUUUUCUACCCUUUCUGUAUCUGUGGCACCCAGUCCUUAGAUUAUAGCUGCAGGAAGUGCCAUUAGAGGCAGAGGGUAAGAUGGCACACACAGUUUUCCAAGGUGCAGAUGACACUGCCUGGACACCAAGAAUACAGGAAACCAUGAUGGCAGCCGCACGGGAUGAUAUCUGUUGCUUUAAACAGAUGCACCAACCCUGCUAACGUUGAGAGCCGGAGUGUGACAGACCUGAGGUCUCUCCCCAGGAACCCUGGUGCCUCUCUCCUCACUCAUCAUUCUCUGAAGUUCCAGAUCCAGAAGGCGCCAUUCCAAAGCCCUGGCCUUGCAACAGGCCUGAGCCAACAGAGAAACUCACAUCUUGCCUUUUGCCAAAGAAAUAAGCUUGUGACACACUCCUAUAAUCCUAGCUAUCUGAGAGGCUGAGAACUGAGGAUCAUAGCUUGAAUCCAUCCCAGGCAAGAUCGUCUAUGGAACUCUUAUCUCUAGUUAACCACCAGAAUGACCAAGGAGAGAUAU